AUGUCCAACUCUCCCCAGUAUUCUCCACUUGCUGGCCGCCCAUCGCAACACAGUCGUAGAGAGUCGAACAGACCCUCCUCUGGCCCUCGUCGCCCUACCUAUCAGCUCUAUCAUUCUGAUUCGAGCAGAUCGGAAGACCGCAAGUCCUCUAGGGUUCAAUCACAGCGAUCGUUCGAGGUCAUACACCUCGGACCGGGCAAAUGGUGGACUGACAGCAGCCUUCGUCGCGCCAUGAAUCUGCCUACUCCGGUCCAAUACGGCAUGAUCAUCAAUGUUCUCGGUGCACCGAACUUCCGCAGCCUAAAGCAAGCCUGGCGGCUCUGGUUUGGACGCGGAUCCGCCAAGCGACAUGCGGCAGGCAUCAGCGCGACAGACUGGGCAAUCCAUUUCACCAUCGAUCCCAUCGCAGUAGUGCGGCCGGCUCAUGCGGCAUCUUUGCCGGACGAUUACCACGAUCGGCAAUACGGAGCCCCAACGAACGGCCACAUUGCGGACAUCAUUGAUCCUGCUACGGAUGCAACACUGGUGGGGAAUGUUGAUGACUUCCUGAGCUGGCUAGCGCCUUCGAAGUGA
Microstroma glucosiphilum is the source of this 573-nucleotide messenger RNA. RefSeq lists its product as hypothetical. NCBI's taxonomy places the organism in Eukaryota, Fungi, Basidiomycota, Exobasidiomycetes, Microstromatales, Microstromataceae. Bases 1 to 573 code for a protein of 190 amino acids. The transcript has 6 exons. The record is from RefSeq and is a predicted model, not a curated record.